Messenger RNA from Gryllus bimaculatus (two-spotted cricket), 1035 nucleotides. Lineage: Eukaryota; Metazoa; Arthropoda; Insecta; Orthoptera; Gryllidae. The record is from the annotation of a GenBank genome assembly.
AUGCAGGUGGAUCCCGUUCAGCGCUGCGCCCCAAACCCUCCCAAAGCCGUUCGCUUGUUUGGCCUGUCGUGGCGAGGUAGGAUUCCCACACAAAAGCCCUUCCGAGAGCUUGAAUAUUCACAGAAAUCGAAAGUGUGGUUGGAAUGCGCGUGGCGAGUGUUGUCCUUGGCGCGUGUGCAAAAGGGGCGGGGCGGGGUGCAGGGGGGGUGGGGAUUCCCCCUCCCCUGGCGGGCGCCGGCUGAAGCUGAGCAGACGCGUGGCGUCGGCGCGUUCCCCAGCGAUUGCGGCAUUCCCCAGGGAUGGCUGCGCGAACCGCGUCGCGCCGCGGCCCGAUUCCCACUACUGCGCCUGACGGUUGUUGGUUUGUUUGGGCCGCGGAUUUGGGGACUUCCGGAACGCAAUGCUGUGCGUAUCAGGCGAAUCGCGGGAAAGAAGGCGCGGCGAAAGAGGGCGGCCAACGGCAGAGAUCCAGUUGAAGCGGUAAGAAAUCUAACCGUGAUGGAUCGAGUGCCAAACCAAAGGUUUAUUCGUGAAUUGGCCCAAGGAUUUGAAGCUGUUAAUGAAAAUAGAAUAAUUAAAAUGCCCCAUUUUCUCAUUAAAAACAGCGCAACUGUUCACCCCCGCAGUCGCUCGCUGGAGGCGCAGCGGCGCGCGAGCGUCUGUACGGGCGGGCGGGUGGGCGAGCGGCCGGGCGGGCGGCGGGCGGCGGCGGCGGCGGGUGGCCCCGUUCGGCGCGGGGGCGGAGGCGGGGCAGGGACAGGGGGUGAGUCUAUUUUGGCUGCGGAUGCGCGCGCGCCGCGCCGCCCCGCCCCGCCCCCGCCCCCGCCACCUGGUGGCUGCGCGCCGUCCCGUUACGCCGCUCCCAACACGCGCCUCUCAGCCGAACGUUUCAAAAUCGAAGGCAAAAUUGCCGCGAAUCUACCUCACCCGAGUGUACCAGCAACAGCGUACGCACACGAUUCAUUAAUGAGUGAGGCAUUUCAGAUGGGAAAAAGCAUACCGCUGUUUUCCCCUCAAUCAGUUGAACAAAAGUAA